Molecule: messenger RNA, 2943 nt
Organism: Exophiala xenobiotica
Lineage: Eukaryota; Fungi; Ascomycota; Eurotiomycetes; Chaetothyriales; Herpotrichiellaceae
Exons: 1
Coding region: 1-2943 (980 amino acids)
Cellular component (GO): intracellular anatomical structure; catalytic step 2 spliceosome
Molecular function (GO): RNA binding; ATP binding
Source: RefSeq, a predicted model, not a curated record
AUGUCCGAACAGCCAUCCACGGAACCUCGCGUCAAGUCUCACAAGCGCAACGCGACUCAUCGAAGACGCCGUGACGAUGUUGACUUCGAAGACCGGUGGGGUGAUGAGGAAAUCGUGGAAGAUGAAGAGGAGGCCGAACCUGAGUUCGCAGAAUCGUCUUCGAAAAGGAUAAAACUCUCUGAUGGUUCGCCUUCCCAUCGAGCGAGGCCUCCGACGCCGCCGCCGGAAACCGCUGAAGAAGAGGCUCAGAGAAGAAGAGACGAAGACCUUAAGGAACGGGACGAAUUUGCGCAGAGGCUUGCACAAAGAGACGAGGAACGGUCUAAAAAGGUGGUAGAAGACAGAUCUGCGCCCAAGGAUAGUAUCGCAGCUCAAAGAAGAGCACUCGCAAACGAUGCAGCAGCAAGAGUGGCGGCAAUGCCAGAUCUACGGGUACGGUCUAGACAGGACUACCUCAAGAAGCGAGAAGCCGAACGGUUAGCCCUCCUGCGCAAGCAAGUCGCCGAAGAGCAAGCGGAGUUGAGAGAGAACCCAGACUUGACAAGGCGGGAAAAGGAGGAGUUUGCACGGAAUGCGGAGGUCCUGCGCCUGGCAGAGGAGAGACUGAACAUUGAUGAUCAUCUGGAUGGCUAUGCUCUGCCUGAGGACUACAUCACGGAAAAGGGCAAGAUCGAUCGGCGGAAAAAAGAGCAGGCUCUCUAUCAGCGGUACGUCGAUAGGGAUGAGGUCGGGAGAGAGCGCUAUGUUACAGAGCACGAGGAAUGGGAGAAGGAGCAGACGAAGCGGGCCGAAGCGCAGAUCAAGAAGGCCGAAUUUGUCGAUGAAGGGGACUAUGGUUAUGUCUUCGAUGAGAGCCAGCAGAUGAAGUUCGUCAUGGCGGAAACGUUAGGCGGAGAGAUGGGCAAGGGAAUGACUCGAGAGCAGCGGGAGAUGGCCCAAAGAUUAAGCGCAGCCGAAGCAAAAGCAAAGAGUAUCGAAGAAACCAGGAAGAGCUUGCCUAUCUACCAAUUCCGGGACGAGAUCAUCCAAGCAGUAAAGGAUCAUCAGGUCUUGAUCAUUGUCGGUGAGACUGGCAGCGGUAAAACGACUCAACUACCACAGUACCUUCACGAAGCCGGCUUUACAAAGGGUGGAAUGAAAAUUGGAUGUACACAGCCACGAAGAGUCGCUGCCAUGUCCGUUGCGGCACGUGUGGCUGAGGAAAUGGGCAAGCGGCUCGGCAACGAAGUUGGUUAUGCCAUUCGUUUCGAGGACAACACGUCUGAAAAGACGGUACUCAAGUACAUGACAGACGGUAUGCUGUUGAGAGAACUGCUCACUGACCCCGAAUUGUCGGAAUACUCAGCACUCAUGAUUGACGAAGCGCACGAGCGGACUGUGAGUACGGAUAUCGCUUGUGGUUUGUUGAAGGACAUUGCAAGAGCCAGGCCAGACCUGAAACUUUUGAUUUCCUCAGCGACAAUGGACGCCAGGAAGUUCCAGAAAUAUUUCAAUGACGCGCCCAUAUUCAAUAUUCCCGGUCGAAGAUAUGCUGUUGACGUCCACUACACAGCUCAACCCGAAGCCAACUACCUCGCCGCCGCCAUUACCACGGUCUUCCAAAUUCACAUCACGCAGGGCCCUGGCGAUAUAUUGGUCUUCCUGACUGGCCAGGAAGAGAUUGAAGCUAUGGAAGCGAGCUUGCAGGAAACGGCCCGCAAAUUGGGAAGCAAGGUCAAAGAAAUGAUCAUAUGUCCUAUAUAUGCCAACUUGCCCACGGACCUGCAGGCAAAGAUUUUCGAGCCGACUCCCCCAGGAGCGAGAAAGGUAGUCUUGGCCACCAACAUCGCCGAGACAUCUUUGACCAUUGACGGAAUCGUUUAUGUUAUUGACCCAGGCUUCGUCAAAGAGAACCAAUACAAUCCUCGCACAGGCAUGGAGUCCUUGGUCGUAGUGCCCUGCAGCCGUGCUUCGGCGGGACAGCGUGCUGGUCGAGCAGGUCGAGUUGGUCCUGGAAAGUGUUUCCGCUUAUACACAGCCCAAGCAUACAAGAACGAGCUCGAUGAAAACACCACACCCGAGAUCCAGAGAACAAAUCUCACAGGCGUGGUACUCCUGCUCAAAAGUCUUGGUAUUAAUGACCUCUUGGAUUUCGAUUUCAUGGAUCCUCCAUCGACGGAUACACUCGUUCGGGCAGUUGAGCAGUUGUACGCGCUGGGCGCACUCAACAAUGCCGGCGAAUUGACCAAGAUCGGGCGACAGAUGGCUGAAUUCCCAACGGAUCCUAUGCUUGCUCGAUCGAUUCUUGCAGCUGACAAGUACGGCUGUGUCGAGGAAGUGCUGUCAAUCAUUGCGAUGCUGGGUGAAGCAUCUGCAUUGUUCUUCCGACCUAAAGACAAGAAGAUCCAUGCUGACAGUGCGAGGGCGAGAUUCACCAACAAAGAUGGCGGUGACCACCUCUCACUGCUGAAUGUCUUCAAUGAGUGGGCGGACUCGGACUACAGCUUUGUAUGGGCAAAAGAAAAUUUCCUGCAGCAACGAAGCCUGACUAGAGCUCGAGACGUUCGAGACCAGCUAGCCAGACUGUGUGAUCGUGUCGAGGUAGAUGCUGGUAAGACCUGUGGAGGUCAGUCCAACAUGGAGCCGAUUCAAAAAGCCAUCACCGCAGGCUUCUUCCCGCAUUCUGCACGCUUACAACGUGACGGGCAGAGUUAUCGUACGGUCAAGAAUGGGCAAGUUGUGUAUAUCCAUCCCUCCAGCGUUCUCAUCGAGAACCAACCGAAGUGGGUGAUCUACCAUGAAUUGGUCCUGACAAGCAAGGAAUACAUGAGGAGCUGCAUGCCGCUGAAACCAGAGUGGCUGAUCGAGGUGGCUCCGCACUAUUACAAGAAGAAGGAUCUUGAGUCAUUGGGAGUGGAACGAAAGGUGCCGAGAGGCGAAGGCAAAGCUCAGAGCAAGAUAUAG